CAAUUAAAACAACAAGCAGCAACAGCUGCAGCACAAAAGACGCAGCCAAUCAACGAGCUUGAGUUAACGGCCGCAGCAUCAGCAGAAGAAACAGCUGUGCCCACAGUUUGACAAGCAGAGUCAACGCUCGGCUCCCCCGCAUCGUUGCGAACGUCAACGAAUGAGACCACGGCGGCGUUGAGAGAGCGUGUAGAGAAGCAAAGCAGAAAUAAAAGCACCGUUUGACGGAGUUUGCCGGUGGCGGUGGUCCACAGACGACAACUGCCGGUCCAUCCGCUGGUAAUGUGGCAAAUGCUACCCUUGCCGGUGGUAAGAGCACAAGCAAUAACAUGUAUUCCACCCGCCAAUCUGUGAGCACCACGACCGGUGUGCUUAUGGUCGGACCAAAUUUUCGUGUCGGUAAAAAAAUUGGCUGUGGUAACUUUGGCGAAUUGCGUUUAGGAAAAAAUCUUUACAACAAUGAACAUGUAGCAAUAAAAAUGGAGCCUAUGAAGUCAAAGGCUCCGCAACUACACUUAGAGUAUAGGUUUUAUAAGCUAUUAGGAUCACAUGCCGAAAACGCCCCAGAAGGCAUACCACGCAUUUAUCACUUGGGCACUUGUGGUGGCCGUUAUAAUGCCAUGGUUUUAGAGUUAUUGGGAUUAUCAUUAGAAGAUCUCUUCAAUAUUUGCUCCCGUAAAUUUUCACUUAAGACUGUAUUGAUGAUAGCGAAACAACUUCUCCACCGGAUCGAAUAUGUUCAUAGUCGGCACUUAAUUUAUAGGGAUGUUAAACCAGAGAACUUUCUCAUUGGCAGAACAUCAACAAAACGUGAAAAAAUUAUACACAUAAUUGAUUUCGGGUUGGCCAAAGAAUACAUUGAUUUAGACACAAAUAGACAUAUACCAUAUCGGGAGCAUAAAUCCCUAACUGGCACCGCUCGCUAUAUGUCAAUCAACACACAUAUGGGACGCGAGCAGUCGAGGCGUGAUGAUCUGGAGGCUCUGGGUCAUAUGUUCAUGUACUUCUUAAGAGGUUCACUGCCCUGGCAAGGCCUUAAGGCUGAUACACUCAAAGAGAGAUAUCAAAAAAUCGGUGAUACAAAACGUGCAACGCCCAUUGAGGUACUUUGUGAUGGCCACCCCGAAGAGUUUGCAACAUAUUUGCGUUAUGUGCGGCGGUUAGAUUUUUUCGAAACACCGGACUAUGAUUUUCUGCGAAGACUGUUUCAAGACUUAUUCGAACGUAAGGGCUAUACCGAUGAGGGUGAAUUUGACUGGACAGGGAAGACCAUGACCAAGGACCAGCUGGAUCAAAUGAAGGUCAUUAAAAAUGCGCCGCCCUCGUAUUUGGCCAAGAAUAAAUCCGAUAAGUCAACGCCCGUCGGAUCUCUGCAAACUGGCCAUGAAGUCAUCAUUUCACCAAAUAAAGAUCGUCAUAAUGUUACGGCUAAGACAAAUGCCAAAGGAGGUGUUGCUGCGUGGCCGGACGUGCCCAAGCCGGGUGCAACCCUUGGCAAUCUGACACCCGCCGAUCGGCAUGGUUCAGUGCAGGUUGUGAGUUCGACAAAUGGCGAACUGAAUGCGGACGAUCCCACGGCCGGACACUCUAAUACACCCAUCACACAGCAGCCCGAAGUAGAGCUUGUCGACGAAACAAAUGGUUCCUUAUAUUCCAGAUGUUGUUGUUUCUUUAAACGAAAGAAGAAGAAAUCAACGCGCCAAAAAUGACUAGAAGGUGUACAAUGUAGUCCAGAACGCGAGGCAGUCACAUUGCUGCGCGCCACUUCACAUUCAAACUCACGGGAUAGCGUAUUGAAUAAUCCGAGUCAGGAUUACAUACAACAGGCAACGUCGCAGCACACGUUGCGUUAUCCUCCAUCCGCGUCGAUGUUGACGCCAACACCAACUACAAAUACACCGACACUUCCGUUGUAAUUUAUAUAAAUACAGAAA
Molecule: messenger RNA, 1934 nt
Organism: Drosophila virilis
Lineage: Eukaryota; Metazoa; Arthropoda; Insecta; Diptera; Drosophilidae
Source: RefSeq, a predicted model, not a curated record